AUGACCUCCAAAGAAAGUAUCUCGCCAAAACCCAAGGACAUCGAUACGCGCUCAACAAUUUCUAUGCAGGAGUUGGACCCCUCGCCAGUGCAGGAUGAAUUUCCCGAUCUCGAAAGUGGCCAAUACGUCUUUCAAUCACAAGGCCGUCCAGCAAAGCUUGGGGGUAGAUCAGAAGUCGGGCUGCCUUCGUUUAGCCUAGGUCUCCGUGGACACAACUGGGAUUCAUGGUUAUCCGCACUUCAGAGAUACUCAACGUACCCCCCCACCUUAUUCUUUGCGCUACAUUUCGCCAACACCUCCCUUUUCCCUCUAGCAACUCGGUCGGUUCUAGAUAGUGAAACAUAUCUGCUUCUUACGAGACCCAUCUAUCAGUCCCCGGGGCUUGAGCAUGUGGUCCUGACCGUUCCCAUCCUAAUUCAUAUCGCUUCCGGCAUUAGAUACUCCCUGAAUUUCUGGCCACGGAUGAGCCUGCAAGCGCGUCUAGGGUACUGCUUUGUUCCAUUCCUUGGCGCCCAUGUCCUCGUUAACCGUGUCACGCCUUUGAUCGUCGAUGGUGGGAGUUCGGGAGUGGGUUUGGGUUAUGUGGCUCAUGGAAUCGCACGAAACCCUGUCUUCUGGAAUGUGUACUAUGUGGUCCUUGCCGCUGUUGGUAUGUGGCAUAUCAUUGGAGGUUGGGCUACUUGGAUGGGUUGGAGGGUCACUACGGCUCAGAAGGGGCGAGGUUGUAAGAAAGGCUCACUUGAAUGCUACUUGGGGUACACAGAAAGCGAAGAGCAGGUCAAAAGAAAGAGAAAAAUGCGGUGGAUAGUCAAUGGCGUUGCCGCGGUAGGAACAGCUAUCUGGCUCGCGGGCGCUCUGGGAAUACUCAUACGGCCCAAUGCUCUGAUCUUCCCUCGACUUAGAACGUCCCAGCUUGCCCCCGGCUUCCCAUUUUCUAUACGAUAUUGCUGUUCACGGUUAUCAAACAUGGCGGCAGAACCAGCGUCUGGUUUUUUAAGUCAAGUCGUUCAGUAUGACGGCAAAGAAUAUCACGUGGUGAAAGAAGGGAAUGCAUUCAUUCUGAACCCACCUUCCCAGGCUGCAGCCUCCACAGGAACAAGAAGAAACCUCAAAGCGGAGGAUGAAGCUCAGUCUGUAUUCUACAAUCCUAUCCAGCAAUUCAAUCGUGACCUGAGUGUACUUGCGAUCAAAGCCUAUGGGGAACAUGUGCUGGCUUUAAAGAAGCGGAGAGCCGAAAGGAGGCAGAAAAGGGGUGCAGUGGAUGGGAAUUUAAAGGGCAAGAAACGGAAGAGGGAGGAUGGCGAUGAAGAGGAACCAAACGGAAGCAGUGAUCAUCUGGCCUCAGAAUCGCAGGCUGGAGAAGAUACCAUGCCAUCAUUUACUAUUUUAGAUGCUCUGUCUGCUACGGGUUUGCGUGCACUACGAUAUGCGUCAGAGAUUCCAUUUGCUACUCGCGUGGUUGCGAAUGAUCUUUCGCCGUCUGCUAUCAAAUCAAUGAAGUUGAACAUCGAAUACAACGGACUUGGAAAGCUUAUUCAACCUAACACCGGUGAUGCGCGGACUUACAUGUACAGUACUCUUAACCCAGCCACCACUCAGGCCAGUGGACCGCACACUGGGAAGUUUGAUACUAUUGAUCUGGAUCCUUAUGGGACGGCUGCACCGUUUAUGGACUCUGCUCUACAGGCUGUCAAGGAUGGGGGUUUGCUUUGCGUGACCUGCACCGAUGCUGGGGUUUGGGCAUCCAACGGGUACCCGGAAAAAUCAUACGCAUUGUAUGGCGGCGUGCCAACGAAAGGUACACAUUCCCAUGAAGGUGGGCUACGCCUAAUUCUUCACGCACUCGCGGUGUCAGCUGCCAAGUACGGCCUGGCUAUCGAGCCACUUCUAUCUCUGUCAAUCGACUUCUACGCCCGAGUCUUUGUCCGCGUUCAUCGAUCACCAGCAGAAGUUAAGUUUGCCUCUGGCAAUACAAUGGUUGUUUACAACUGUGAUUCAGGCUGUGGAGCUUGGUCAACACAGCCUUUGACCCAAACGAAGCCACGACUGGAUAAAAAAGGGAACCCUUUCUAUCAUUACGGAUUCGCCCAGGGACCGAUGGCAAACAUGACCUGUGCGCACUGUGGGAUGAAAACUCACAUAGGCGGCCCAAUGUGGGCGGGGCCACUACAUAACCCUCACUUCAUCCGAAGAGUUCUCGAUAUGCUUCCUGAGGCGGAUAGAAGCAUAUAUCAAACGGUAGACAGGAUCGAAGGCAUGUUAACUACAGCACUUGAGGAGGACUUGAUUUGCAAUACCUCUAUAAGGAGUGCCAGUUUAGAGCCUACUAUCUCCAAGACCAAGGAUGCUGCACUAAAUGAUGAUCCAGCUAUUAUUCCGCGCAUGGACCCGGCUCUUCGAGAGCCGUAUCCAUUCUAUUUCAGUCUGAGUGCUCUCUCAAAAGUCCUUCAUACAUCUACCAUCUCUUCCGAUGCUUUCCGUGGAGCUGUGCGACACCUGGGUUACCAAUGUACCCGUAGCCACACCAAACCCAAUACUAUCCGCACAGAUGCACCUUGGGAUGUGAUUUGGGAGAUCAUGAGAGAAUGGGUCAGGCAGAAAUCACCUAUCAAAGAAAAUGCCAUUAAGCCUGGCACUGCCGGCGCUGCUAUCAUGGCGAAAAGCCGGCAAAACCUUCAGAAGCCGAACGAAGGCGACAAAAAUUUAUGUUUGCUGAGGCAAGAGAUCGUGUCUGCCGCCGAAAAUGGGAAGGAUAUCUCUGAUGUAGUGACGAAAGUCGAAGCCGCGCUAUAUCGUUCCGGCUUCUGGCAGGUGUUGAACCAAAACGAGUCCGAUUCUCGAGUUGCCAAUAUGCAGAAGGAGGCUCAGAGCACCAACCAAGCCCAUGGAACAUUUACAAUAAAAUCUAAUACCAGCACGUUAGAUGUUGUUUUCGACGAAUCUCUAGGCAGAGAAGUGACCAAAAAACGACUCGUCAGAUAUCAAAUCAACCCUCGCGCUAACUGGGGUCCAUUAAAUCGAGCGUCUGGGCGCGGGCAGAGCUGA
This is a messenger RNA of Aspergillus pseudotamarii, 3045 nucleotides long. Its product is annotated as S-adenosyl-L-methionine-dependent methyltransferase. The record is from RefSeq and is a predicted model, not a curated record. Gene Ontology annotation, molecular function: RNA binding. Gene Ontology annotation, cellular component: nucleus. The transcript is spliced from 6 exons. Bases 1 to 3045 code for a protein of 1014 amino acids. Lineage: Eukaryota; Fungi; Ascomycota; Eurotiomycetes; Eurotiales; Aspergillaceae. Gene Ontology annotation, biological process: tRNA N2-guanine methylation.